UUAAGAAACAAAAGUCGAAUACAACACACGAAUUUAAAUGUGGCGGUUCUAUUUUGACUACCAGGCAAAUAUUAACAGUGGCGGAUUGUGUGAUGUUUGCCCUUGAUCAGAACGAUACCGUACCACCUAACAUGUUAGCGGUAGUUGUAGGGCGAUUUAAUUUACAAUUAGUUCAAUUAAACAGAGAUGUGAUUCCGAGAGUCAAGAGUUACAUGAUUCAUCCCGAUUAUGUGCACGAUCGUUUCACCAGCGACUCCAAUCUAGCGAUUUUGACUCUCUGGACGCCCGUCGAAUUCAAUCCUUUUAUCAGGCCUAUUUGCCUAUGGUCCGGUUCACCCAAUCUCGACACCGUCGUUAACAGAACAGGGUAUGUCGUAGGAUGGGGCAAAGAAAAAUUUGGUAAUAUCGAAGAACAGCGAGUAAAAUGGGCGACAAUAGUGAGUCAGAAAGAAGAGCUCCUGCUAUCUGCACUGAUCUUGUUUCGGACCCCAGUACCACUGCAGUAUCAGUCCUGUGUCACCAGAGAGAAGCCUGAGAGAUGUCAGGGCCCCGUUUUUCGUGAUUGGCGAAUGCGAUACGCCCUUUGUG
Molecule: messenger RNA, 588 nt
Organism: Vollenhovia emeryi
Lineage: Eukaryota; Metazoa; Arthropoda; Insecta; Hymenoptera; Formicidae
Product: serine protease gd-like
Exons: 4
Biological process (GO): proteolysis
Molecular function (GO): serine-type endopeptidase activity
Source: RefSeq, a predicted model, not a curated record